Exophiala viscosa is the source of this 1627-nucleotide messenger RNA. RefSeq lists its product as uncharacterized. The transcript has a single exon. Bases 112 to 1377 code for a protein of 421 amino acids. The record is from RefSeq and is a predicted model, not a curated record. Gene Ontology annotation, biological process: activation of GTPase activity; nucleocytoplasmic transport. NCBI's taxonomy places the organism in Eukaryota, Fungi, Ascomycota, Eurotiomycetes, Chaetothyriales, Herpotrichiellaceae. Gene Ontology annotation, molecular function: small GTPase binding; GTPase activator activity. Gene Ontology annotation, cellular component: perinuclear region of cytoplasm; cytosol; nucleus.
GGUCUAUUUGUUUUUACCAGCACUUGACUUCCCUCUCACUCUACGGCAACAUAUCGAUAUAACAACCACACCUAUCUCUUUCGAAACCCUUCUCCGUGAAUCGAAAGCAAAAUGGCAGGAGAGACCUUUUCUCUUGCAGGCAAAGGCCUAAAACUAGACACCAAGGAGGAUCUCGAGAAGCACAUUCAACCACUCGCCGAAUCUUCGAAGGUCACCCACAUCGAUCUCUCGGGGAAUACACUGGGCGUCGAUGCCUGCGCCGCUCUCGCACCCAUCCUAUCCUCGAAAACCACCCUUCAGAGUGCAGACCUGCAUGACAUCUUCACUUCACGAUUACUCGAGGAGAUUCCUCCCGCGCUCUCCUCUCUUCUCACCGCACUGCUAAAAUGUCCGAAUCUCCACACGAUAGACCUGAGCGACAAUGCCUUCGGUCUGAAGACGAAAGACCCUCUCGUCGAUUUCCUGGCAAAACACGUCCCAUUAAAACACCUCAUCCUGAACAACAAUGGCAUGGGCCCCAUCGCCGGCACAUCAAUAGCCGAGGCGCUCAUCACCUUGGCCGAACGGAAACAAGCUGCCAGAAAGGAAGGCAAAGACGUCCCGGACCUUGAAAGCAUAGUCUGUGGUAGAAACCGCCUAGAAAACGGAAGCAUGCCCGCAUGGGCUAAAGCCUACGAGGCACACAAGUCUGGCAUCAAGAGCGUCAAGAUGACGCAAAACGGAAUCCGAUCCGAAGGCAUUUCACACCUGAUCUCGUCCGGCUUGUCACACUGCGAUAGCCUGGAAGUCCUCGACAUGCAAGACAACACCUUUACGUUUCAGGGCGCGCGCGCUCUAGCAAAAGCCGUCGAGGGAUGGUCGGGUCUGAAAGAGCUAGGCGUCGGCGACGAUCUGCUAGGUGGUCGGGGUGCGAUCAAAGUCUUCGAGGCGCUGGGCGAGGGCAAUAAUGAGAAGAUUGAGAUUCUGAGGCUACAAUAUAACGAUAUCAAUCCCGCUGGAGUGAAGGCCCUCCUGCAAGCGGCGAAAGACGCCCUGCCCAAAUUAAGGCGGGUGGAGCUGAAUGGCAACAAGUUCGAGGAGGAAGAUCCGUCGAUAGAGGGUCUCGCCGAACUGCUCAGCGAGAGAAAAGAUGAGGCUGGGAAGGACGACGAUGCCGAGGACCAUUGGGGCUUAGACGAGCUGGACGAGCUUGAGGGUGAAGACAGCGAUGAGGAAGAAGAGGAAGAACUAGAGGAGGAAGAGGAAGACGAAGAGGAGCAAGACAAGGCCCGUGAAAAGCUGCUUAAGGAGGACGACGAAGCUGAAGAGCAGCCCGUCACACAAAAGAAGGAUGCGGAGGUGGACGACCUGGCAAGCAAGCUGGAAAAGACUCUUUGAUUAUUCUGAUUGGCAUCUGUUGAUUGCACAAACUUGGGAGGCAGAUAGCAUACAGUGCUUUUUCGGCGUACAUGAUACCCACUAGCAUCAAUAUAUAAGUCGGGACUUGUGCUCUUGUGAAGUGGACCGACAUCAAGAUGGUUUCUGCCCCGAACUCAGCGCGUGCCAUAGCUAGCUUGUACAAUGGCGCUGAGUGUAAGCCCUCCUCAGUGACUCAGACUGCUUGCCCAUUGUCAGGUUCAGCAAGUGC